AUGCCCGAAAACGAGCGCAAUGAUGGGUACAGUCCGCAGUGUCUGGAAAAAGAAGCCGGCCAGAGUUCCGGGUGGUGCCCAUCGGACGACAAACACCUGGAAGAAGUAACUUGUUUCCUGGAGCCGGAGAGCGACGAUGUGGAAGCAAAUGCCAAUAUCUGCCCCACGUCGAAGAAAUCUCAAUUGGAUGGGCGCGAGCCCUUCGAUCCGAUCCUGUGGUCGUCGAGGAAGAAGUGGACACAUGUGCUUGUGGUAACCUUCAUAACCUGCGUCACACCGCUGGCAUCUGCAGUCUACACACCCGCCUUGGAUCAGGUGGUUGGAGACUUCAACAUCGAGGAUAACCUCACGCUGGCAAAUCUGACCGUCUCGGCCUACGUUCUCGGUUUCUCCGCCGGGCCGUUGCUGCUCGCUCCGCUGAGCGAGACUUUCGGCAAGAAACCGGUUUAUCAGGCUUGCAACGUGCUCCUGCUUCUAUGUAACCUGGCCUGCAUGGUCGCGCCGUCGGCCGAGUGGCUGAUCAUCUUCCGCUUCGUGGCUGGAUGCGCUGGGGCGAGCCCGAUUACCCAGGGCAUCGGGACAGCAACGGAUAUCAUGACCAAGGAAAAGCGCGCCCGUGCCAUGUCGGUGAUGGCGUUUGGAAGCGUCUGCAGCCCUUCGAUAGGAUCGGCUCUUGGGGGCGUUAUUGCUCAGGCCUGGGGAUGGAGAAGCUGCUUUGGAUUCCUAGUCCUCAUGUUCAUGUGCGAGACAUAUCUUCCCGUUCUUCGGCGAAAACAUGCCGUGUGGAGUGGCGUUGGUGAUGUCAAUGGCGAGAUCAGUGAUGAGAAGACCGUGGCUUUGAAGCAGCCCUUGAGCAGUUUGCUCUACAAGGCUGCGAUCCGCCCGUUCUCCCUAGUGUUUGAACCAAGCAUUCUGCCGGCUAUUGCGGUAACGUCGUUCUUCUAUGGCCUCCAGGUAUGGCUGUAUAUCGACGUUCCGAUGACAUACAAGGCGGUCUACUCCUUCACCACGACCCAGGCGGGGUUGGCCUUCGCGGGAAUGGGUGCAGGCAUGUUCGCUGGCCUAAUCAUCUUUGGUUUCCUCACCGACGUCAUUGCGAAGAGACUGGCGCGGAACGGAGAAAGGCUGCCUGAGCAUCGCCUCCCGUUGCUCAGCGGAGCGGCCAUCCUUGUCGUGAUCGGCCUGAUCAUCUACAAUGCGGCGGCUCGGCCCGAGGUAUCCUAUCUGUUGCCGUUGGUCGGUAAUUUCUUGAUCGGAAGUGGAUUGUUUGCCAUAACAAUGGCAUCUGCCGUGUACAUUACCGAUCUAUCGCCGCAACACGCUGUGUCAUCGAGUGCUUCGCUUGCUCUUCUCAGAUACCCUUCCGGCGCGCUAUUCCCGCUCAUGGAGCAUGCUUUCGAGUCAGCCACCAGCAACAGCAGCGCGAAAUGGCUCGUCACCGCAGCAGCGCUUAUGACAGUGCCGCUUGUGCUUUGGUUGCAGUAUAACUGCGAAAAGUUCCGGGAGAGACUUCGCGAUCUAUCGUGA
Molecule: messenger RNA, 1527 nt
Organism: Colletotrichum higginsianum IMI 349063
Lineage: Eukaryota; Fungi; Ascomycota; Sordariomycetes; Glomerellales; Glomerellaceae
Product: MFS multidrug transporter
Exons: 4
Coding region: 1-1527 (508 amino acids)
Biological process (GO): transmembrane transport
Molecular function (GO): transmembrane transporter activity
Source: RefSeq, a predicted model, not a curated record